ACCAAUAACAGUGCCACCACCAGGCUUUCCACCACCACCUGGCGGCCCUCCACCAUCCCUCAUACCCACAAUAGACAGUGGACAUUCUUCUGGCUAUGAUGGUCGUUCUGUUCGUGCAUUUUCAUAUGGCGGUGUCACCUUUCCGCACCUUGCAGGUUCUGCUCCAUCGUGGUCUAGCCUUAUGGACACCAGCAAACAGUGGGAUUACUAUGCACGGAGAGAGAAGGAUAGGGAACGCGAGAGAGAGCGAUCCCGAGAUCGGGACCGGGACCGAGACAGAGACCGAGAACGUACCAGAGACAGGGAAAGGGACCGAGAUCACAGUCCAACUCCAAGUGUGUUCAACAGUGAUGAAGAACGAUACAGAUACAGAGACUAUGCAGAAAGAGGCUAUGACCGCCAUAGAACAAGUAGAGAGAAAGAAGACAGACACAGAGACAGGAGACACAGAGAGAAAGAAGAGACUAGACAUAAGUCAUCUCGAAGUAACAGCAGACGUCGUCACGACAGUGAAGAAGGGGACAGCCACAGAAGGCACAAACACAAAAAGUCCAAAAGAAGCAAAGAAGGAAAAGAAGCCAGUGGUGAACCUGCUCCUGAACAGGAAAACACUGAAGCUGCCUCUGUGGAAUAGGCUUGUGUGAUUUUUGCCUACUUGCAUAUAUAUUAGUGCCAGAAAUAGAUUACUAUAAAUCUUGUUAUUUUUCUGGGUAUUAAAAUAAUUUGCUCUUAAUCUUGUUCUGUUAGUUUGAAAUCAAAUGUCUCUUUGGUUUUUUUUGAAAAAUAAAAGAAUUAAUUUUUCAUGUUAA
This is a messenger RNA of Mesitornis unicolor (brown roatelo), 809 nucleotides long. Its product is annotated as pre-mRNA 3'-end-processing factor FIP1-like. NCBI's taxonomy places the organism in Eukaryota, Metazoa, Chordata, Aves, Mesitornithiformes, Mesitornithidae. Gene Ontology annotation, cellular component: mRNA cleavage and polyadenylation specificity factor complex. The record is from RefSeq and is a predicted model, not a curated record. Bases 182 to 634 code for a protein of 150 amino acids. The transcript is spliced from 6 exons. Gene Ontology annotation, molecular function: RNA binding.